UGGAGAUUCGUCCUGUAGUUGUAGUUGAGUUGCGGAGUUCAUAUGGACUCCAUUAGCCGGUUGUUGAUGACAAUGUUACAAGAAUGCGAUAUUUAUUAGCUUUAUACUCUCGAAUGACAUUCUACCUUCAAAUCAAAUGACAAAACAUAGGAGCCUGUGCAUAACGGUAGCUUGCACCCAAAAUGAAUGGUGCUAAAAGCUCAAAGCACGCCUUUUAGACACAUCGAUAAGUUAAACCAGCUUCUCAGAAUGCUUCUCAUAAAACUGGUGGAGACACCUGAGCAACUAGUAUAUUCCAAUUCCACAACACCCAGUUUCAAAGCGCAGUGGGAAACCUACAGUCGCCUUCGUUUCAGACGAACUCAUUCGAUAACAGUAUAGCGUGUAUGCUGUGAGUCGGAGGGCGAUGAACGAAAGGGGAACCAUCCAAAGGCCCGUGUGCUGUGUAUAGACGCGCGCUUAGCGCUUGAGUUUCCGCUCCUCUCAGCGGUAAUCCUAAGGCAUUUGACUGGAUGGCGAUGGUGUAUCGACCUCAUGCUCUUGUUCUCCCACACCUUCGUCGUCUUGUGCAUUGAUAUCACCAGUUCUAUCGCGCAAUAAUCGCCAUACGCGAAAACCCGGUCUUAAGCGUCUCCGAAGCUGCUUUCCACCAUGAAUAGGCCAGGUCCUGGCCAACAGCCGUUGCGAGGGAUGUCCGGCUUCCCCGCCCAGCAACAGCAACAGCCCCAAACACGACCAACAAAUCCAUCAUUAGUAUCUACGCGCCUCCCAAAUGGUAAAAUCGGAACUGCGGCCAACUGGGGAUUUGGGUUGCCAAUGGGGGGUGCGCCUGGGUUACAAAGUAACCAGCAAAGGACUGUGAAUGCUAUGAACAGCUUUGCACAAAGCAUAAGUGGAUCUCAACCAGCAACACCAUUAGAUCUCUCCGAAUUUCCCUCUCUCUCCAGUGUUCCGCAACAAUCUCAACCUUCCGCUUCUGGGCAAGUUACUUGGGCCAACGCCAGCCAGCGAGUAAAUCAGCAAAGUGCCAUUCAAAGACAAUCCCAAACGCCUGCGACAUCCCAACCGCCGUCCCGAGUUUCGCAAACCCAAGCCCUGUCUCACCAACCUCCGUCACAAUCGCACGCUUCUCAUGAAGACCUCUUCCCCUCCGCGACACAAUUUGCAGCGCAGCUAGACGACUUCAGGAAUGGAGGCCAAGGCAUAAGUGGUCAGCUUUCAGGAGGAACUCAACCUCAAACGGGAAAUAUUGACGAAUUUCCACCAUUAGGGAGAAAUGGGCCAGCGGACAUUGGCCAGGAAAGACGAGCAAGCCUUCUUCAAUCCGGAGCCUUUGGUAACUACGGCGGCGGGAUGGCCUUUCCUAAUCUCAACCAGAGCCAUUCUGGGCAGGGUCGUACCUUACUUGGAAAUAUGGUCAAUGGACAGCAGGAUGGCAGGAUCAUGUCGCCAGGAGCAGGCGGGUCGGGCGUUAUGUCGACAUCUAGAUCACCUAUGGGCCAGGUCCAGAAUGGUGGACUUUCCCAGGAGAAAGAUGAUCUCGGGGCUUCAUCUAUGCAACGAACUAUUCGACCUGAGGCAUACCCAGAGCAGCAAAGCCAACCAAUCAUGCAACAGCCACCUCAAAAUCGUCAGCAAAAAUCUGGCAAUUUUGGGGACGAGGGCCAAGAACAGUCACAGCAAGGCCAAUCUUCUGAGCAAGCCCCGCUCACCCAGUUGUCUGAUCGAGAUAGGUUCGGGCUUCAAGGACUACUGAGUAUGAUACGCAGCGAAAAUCCAGAUGUCGCUACUCUUGCGGUCGGUCAAGAUUUAAUGACCCUUGGGUUAGAUCUAAAUCAACCAGAGCCUCUUCAUCCGUCGUUUGCUUCUCCUUUUAUUUCGUCAAAUGCAGCCGUACCACUCCAAGUGGACUUCACAUUACCAGCUUGCUAUAACGUUGCAAAUGUCCAACCACUGCAGACCCGUAUCCCUAGCUUCAGCGACGAAACACUGUUCUAUAUAUUCUAUAGCAUGCCACGGGAUGUCAUGCAGGAACUUGUUGCAGAGGAACUGAUGAGCCGGAAAUGGAGAUACCACAAAGUGGAGCGCGCGUGGUUGACUAGGGAUGAAGCAUACAUUGUUGAGAUGGAACGAGGACUGAGCGAGCGUGGCAUCUACAUCUUCUGGGACACUACAACCUGGAAGAAAAUCAGGCGCGAAUUCGUUCUCCGAUACGCAGAUUUGGACAACCAUCUCGAUAGAAGGGGUUAUGCUCAAGGGGUUGCUUUCCCUCAAAAUACUUGAUGGGCACGUCACUCGACUCGAACCCUAUUUGUUCUUGAUGAAAUGGGCUCUCAAUGGUAAUGGGUUUCUGCGACAUUCGUCUUCAGAUGUCAAGCACAGCUGGCGCUUGGUUGGCAUGUUUAUGAUUAUUUAAGUAGGCGUAGCAGAACAGCAAAUGGGGAUAGAUAAUUGAAAGCUAUGGAAUCCAUUAUCUAUUUCCAUUCACAUUUUUGCCGUCCUUUUCCAAUUUCUCUUUUUAUUAUUUUUUCCCCCAAUUACCAGAGCCCUUCCACGUCGACCUUCGUUUUUAUGCUCUUCCUUUUUUCCCCUGCCACUCUUAACCACAGAACCGUGGUCUAGUUCUACAACUUGCUUUUUGUCCUGCUGCUGCUCUUUUCUAGCAUGAAGGAGUUCUGUUUAAUAAUAGUGUCUUGCUGCGAUUUUUCAUCUUUAAUUUUGAGGGGCUUGAUGAAUGGAGAGGAGAAUCUGAGCAUGUUAAAAGAGUGAUAUGCUAGUUUCCUUGCUACCUACCUAGCUCGUGAUGGGUUAUAUAGCUGACCCGUAUCAUCCAUAGUGUAGGGCCAGCUCAUUGUAUUUUUUGUUAGCAGCAUUUUGCAGGAUGAGUACAUAUAGGGCGUCAUUUUGCUUUUUAUCUAUUUGCUCCUUUCCUCUAUCGAUUAUUAGCUGUGGAGAGGGCUUUGCUGGCCAUACAUGCAAAGUAUACAGUUAACUAAACAAUAUCCUGCGUUCUCAUGCAUUUAUUUGAUAACGGUUUAGUUAUAACCAUAAAGCUCUCUCUCCCUGUGGAACACGACCGACCCCUUCUACCACCACCUCCACCACCCCUCGAAGACAAAAUACAACAACCCACUCACAACCUCUCCACCUCAGGAUCCGUAUUAACCUUAUCAUGUUCCCCCACAACACAAACCUCCCCAGUAUCCACCCUACUAAUCUCCGAUCUAACCAACGCCAUCCGCUUCCCCGCAUGCACCAGCUCAUUCACAAUCCGCACCUCCACCCCCAUCGGCGCCGGCCGCACGAACUUGACAUUCAACGUUCGCGAGACGCCUCCCUGGGAGAAGUAGCCGGGCUUAGAGAGGGCGAUUAGAAACCCGGUUGAUGUCACGUCGAUUAAGGUGGUGGCGCAGCCGCCGUGGAGGGCGCCGGUUUUGUUGCAGAAGGGUUCGGUGACUGUUAGGAGGAAGGAGACGCGCGGGCGCGGGCUGUGGGAGGCGGACUCGUAUCGGACGUGGUUGCGGAAGAGGUCGUGAUUGUAGCCCUGGGUUAGUUUUUUUUUAUUUUAUUUUUGAGUGUUCGUUUCUUUUUAUUUUUUUUUUAUGUAUUAUGUAUUUUGUCUGCUUGAUAUUACAUUCUGUACAAAUUGUGUACGGGUUUUUUGGGAGGUAAAAAAACAGAGGCAUAUUUGGUAGGGAAACGUUAAGAGGAAG
Molecule: messenger RNA, 3713 nt
Organism: Blastomyces dermatitidis ER-3
Lineage: Eukaryota; Fungi; Ascomycota; Eurotiomycetes; Onygenales; Ajellomycetaceae
Product: NOT2 family protein
Exons: 9
Coding region: 652-2283 (543 amino acids)
Biological process (GO): nuclear-transcribed mRNA poly(A) tail shortening; regulation of DNA-templated transcription
Cellular component (GO): P-body; CCR4-NOT core complex
Source: RefSeq, a predicted model, not a curated record